CCUCAGGGCAGGAACUCACACACCUUGACUGUCCUCUGCUCGUCUGCAGCUGUGUGACUGUGGGUCUCUGCCAUGUCUCUUUCCCCCUGCCGGACCCAGAGGGCCUUCAGUGCUCGCUCAGCCUGUUCUGCACACCCCAGGGGCCGAGGCAGGCAUAACUUCAGCAGCAGGAGCCUCAGUUCCUUUGGGGGAUGCCAAAGAGGCUCUCGUGCAAUGGCCUGGGGGUCAGGAGGAAGGCCAAGGGUGUGGUUUGGGGAGGGGACUGGUGUGCCUGGGCAUUCCCUGUGCCCUCCAGGGGGCAUCCAGGAAGUGACCAUCAACCAGGAUCUGCUGACCCCUUUGAAGAUUGAGAUGGACCCCCAGUUCCAAGUGGUGAGGACUCAGGAGACCCAAGAGAUCAGAACCCUCAACAACCAGUUUGCUUCCUUCAUUGACAAGGUGCGGUUCCUAGAGCAGCAGAACAAGGUCCUGGAGACCAAGUGGCACCUGCUGCAGCAGCUGGGGGUGAGUGACAGCCCUCGGGGCCUGGAGUCUUUCUUUGAGGACUAUCUGGCCCAGCUCAGGAAGCAGCUGGAGGCGCUCCAGCAACAACGAGGGGCUCUGGACGCUGAGCUGAAGUCCUGCCAGGACCAGGAGGAGGAGUACAAGGCCAAGUAUGAGCAGGAGGCCCACCAGCGGGCCGUGGUCGAGAAUGACUUCAUGGUUCUCAAAAAGGAUGUGGACCAAGUUUUCCUGAGCAAGAUGGAGUUGGAAGGCAAGCUGGAGGUUCUGAGAGAGUACACCUGCUUCUUGAGGCGUCUAUAUGAAGAAGAGCUGGGCCAGCUGCAGACCCAGGCCAGUGACAUGUCCAUAGUGCUGUCCAUGGAUAACAACCGAUGCCUAGACUUCAGUGACAUCAUUGCCGAGGUCCACAGCCGGUAUGAGGAGAUUGCCCAGACCAGCAAAGCCGAGGCUGAGAUGCUGUACCAGACAAAGUACCAGGAGCUUCAGGCAUCUGCCCAGCUCCAUGGGGACAGCAUGAAGGAAACCAAAGUCCAGAUCUCUUGGCUGCAGCAGGCAAUUCAGAGACUGCGGAGUCAAAUUGAGGACCUUAAGAAACAGAACACCAACCUGGAGGCUGCCAUCACAGACGCCGAGCAGCGUGGGGAGCUGGCCAUCAAGGAUGCUCAGACCAAGCUGGCCGAGCUGGAGGCCGCUCUGAGGGCCGCCAAGCAGGAAAUGGCCCGGCUGCUGCAAGAGUACCAGGAGCUGAUGAGCACCAAGCUGGCCCUGGACGUGGAGAUCGCCACCUACCGCAGGCUGCUGGAGGGCGAGGAGUGCAGGAUGUCUGGGGAGUGCACCAGCCAGGUCACUAUCUCUGUGGGGGGCGGCAGCACCAUCCUGUCUGGAGGAGCUUGCAAUAGCCCUUGUGGACUCGGAGGCGGGGAAGACGCGUUUGGAUCCAGCUGCUCCAGCGUCGUGACUGGAGGCUCCAGCGUCGUGACUGGAGGCUCCAGCAUCGUCCUGGGCUCUGGACAGGCCUCUGCUAUGGGUUCCUGCUCUGUGUCCGGCUCCAGUUCUGGCUCCAGCUGCCACACCAUCCUGAAGAAGACAGUCGAAUCAAGUCUCAAGACGUCCGUCACAUACUGAGUGCUGUGGCAGCCACGUUCUCCCCUGCCUUCCUGAAUAUUCUCAGCCCCGCCCCACCCCAGCAUGGCCGUUUGUGUGUCCACUGCCCACAGGGGAUGCUGCAGAGAUCAAUAAAGUCACGUCU
Molecule: messenger RNA, 1753 nt
Organism: Molossus molossus (Pallas's mastiff bat)
Lineage: Eukaryota; Metazoa; Chordata; Mammalia; Chiroptera; Molossidae
Gene: KRT78
Product: keratin 78
Exons: 9
Coding region: 73-1629 (518 amino acids)
Biological process (GO): intermediate filament organization; keratinization
Cellular component (GO): keratin filament
Molecular function (GO): structural constituent of skin epidermis
Source: RefSeq, a predicted model, not a curated record